Mucor mucedo is the source of this 892-nucleotide messenger RNA. RefSeq lists its product as uncharacterized. The record is from RefSeq and is a predicted model, not a curated record. The coding region runs from base 329 to 892 and encodes 187 amino acids. NCBI's taxonomy places the organism in Eukaryota, Fungi, Mucoromycota, Mucoromycetes, Mucorales, Mucoraceae. The transcript has 4 exons.
ACAUCGUAAUAUCUUUUAUUAUCAAUACAAAUUGUCUUCACAUAAAUAAAUAUUUUUUUUUAAAAACAUAACUAUUAAAUAUAACUGUCCAACAGUACAACGGUGUAUUAAUUUUUGCAAUAGCAAUGAGUGUUUAAAGAUUCCGGAAAAUAUAGGAUAAAACCCAGAACAAUUCCAUAAUAUCCGUCAAAUGCACGGUCAAUAACGGAAAUAAAUUGACCCUUUCAGUCACGGACACGGUGAAAAUAAUAAAAUAAUGGCAGUAUCCGUCACGGAUAUGGUGAAAAUAAUAAAAUAAUGGCAGUAUCCGUCACGGCCACGGUGAAAAAUGGGAAAAAUUGGCCGUGACCGUCACGGAUACGGUGAAAAAUUGGAAAAAUUGGCCGUAUCCGUCACGGAUAUGGUGAAUUUAAAAUCCGCGUCCGUCACGGUUACGGUGCACCCACGGUUUGUCACUGGUGUCGUUUGGCUGGACACACAAGGUCUAAAUGCCCGGAGUUGGCGAAAACCAAAUGCUUCUCGUGUCGUGGUAGUGGACAUACCGCCAAAUCCCAAGGAUCUUCCCUCACCCAUCGUUUUGAGCUUCCAUGCUCAAGUGCUAUCUGACUCGGACACAGAUAUUUCUGACGUAUCUACGUCCCCCAAGUUUGAACCAAGUGGCUCGGCACCUUCUAAGUUUGCAACCACUGUUGCUAUUGUAUCCAUGGAGGUUGACAAUCACAUGAAUACUACCACACCUGCUUCUUCGACGGCUGGUCCGAUGGUCGAAGUUACUAGUGGCGCUAUAAAAGUUCCUGGUGCCAAGCGCUCGGUUUUAGGUAAGCAUUCUGUCCCGAAAUCAGGCAUUAAAGGUCCGCUUCCCAAAUUGGUGGUUCGUACACCUCCAGUUUAA